Hippopotamus amphibius kiboko is the source of this 1308-nucleotide messenger RNA. It is a transcript of the gene ASRGL1, whose product is annotated as asparaginase and isoaspartyl peptidase 1. The transcript has 8 exons. The record is from RefSeq and is a predicted model, not a curated record. Gene Ontology annotation, molecular function: asparaginase activity. Lineage: Eukaryota; Metazoa; Chordata; Mammalia; Artiodactyla; Hippopotamidae. The coding region runs from base 157 to 1086 and encodes 309 amino acids.
GCGCAGGCGCGGAGCCGUUGCCGGCCGAGGGGUUACGGACCGAGCAGUUUCGCCAGGGGGCAGUCUGGGCUGUGCGCGUUCAGAGGCCGGCCGGGCAGCUCCGCCCAGCCUGAAGCUCCGGCGUCCACCUCCUGCGGCGUCCUCGGGUCCGUCGCCAUGAACCCUGCCGUCGUCGUGGUCCACGGUGGCGGAGCCAGCAAUAUCUCCAAGGACCGGAGAGAGCGGGUUCGCCAGGGCAUCGUCAAAGCCGCCACCGUGGGUUACCGCAUCCUCAAGGAGGAGGGGAGCGCCGUUGACGCUGUGGAAGGAGCCGUGACCGUCCUGGAAGACGAUCCCGAGUUCAACGCAGGUUGUGGAUCUGUCUUAAAUGAAAAUGGUGAAGUUGAAAUGGAUGCCAGUAUCAUGAAUGGGAAAGACCUGUCUGCAGGAGCAGUGUCUGCAGUCCGCUGUGUUGCAAAUCCCAUUAAAAUUGCGAGGCUUGUUAUGGAAAAGACACCUCAUUGCUUUCUGACUGACCAAGGUGCAGUACAAUUUGCAGCAGCCAAUGGAAUUCCAACAAUUCCUGGAGAACAACUGGUAACAGAAAGAAACAAAAAACGUCUAGAAAAAGAAAAGCAAGAGAAAGGUGCUCAGAAGUCGGACUGUCAAAAAAACUUGGGGACUGUGGGUGCUGUUGCUGUGGACUGCCGAGGAAACGUGGCCUACGCGACCUCCACAGGGGGCAUCGUCAACAAGAUGCUGGGCCGCGUCGGGGACACGCCGUGUAUAGGAUCUGGAGGCUACGCUGACAAUGACAUCGGAGCCAUUUCAACGACGGGGCACGGGGAGAGCAUCCUGAAGGUGAAUCUGGCCAGACUCACUCUCUUCCACAUAGAACAGGGAAAGACAUUAGAAGAGGCUGCUGACGCGUCAUUGGGUUAUAUGAAGUCAAAGGUCAAGGGUGUAGGUGGUGUCAUCUUGGUCAACAAAGCAGGAGAGUGGGCGGUGAAGUGGACCUCCACAUCCAUGCCCUGGGCGGCCGCGAAGGACGGCAAGCUGCACUCUGGAAUUGACAUUGGCGACACCAAGGUCACUGACCUGCCCUAAGCCCCCGGAAGCUGUAUGCUAGAAGCUAGCUUGAAGAGCACAGUUGUCCAAAAAGACACAUGCUAGCAAAUGCCCCACAGAGCCCAUCAAAACGUCUGACUCUUAAAUCAGUGCCGCCUGCUCUGCACCUGCUGUGGGGCCAGCAGCUCCUUCCAGCCGGGAAGAGGGUGACAUCGUACUGAGCACGUGGGGGCCCAGAGCCGAGAGCAGGUGGGUGUCUGC